CGGCGCGCGUGACGAUGCGACGUGUGCACGUCGUGUGGAGUUGAGCGGAGGGCGGCCGCAGGGUGUGCGGUCGCCGCGGCGUGUGGCCGGCGGCGCUCCCGCUGGACGGAGAGUGCAGGACAUGGAGAUUUUAAUCUGGAUUUUGGACAUGAUUUAGAGUGUGAGGAGCUUGCGUAGGUUAUGAACGCGGAGCCUGGCUUGAUGGUGUGUGGUGGAUGUCUUUGGUUUGUGGCCUUCUACUCCAGAGAGGAAGCCGCAUCUGGGACCAUGAUGCCACUUCCCCAUCACCUGUGUGCUGCUUGGUUAAGCUAGUCCUGUGGGAGCCCUGGUCCCUUGUGGAAGAAUCAAGCUGACUCUUGGCAUGAGGCCCCUGCCUUGCGGGGGCUGAGAGGGACCCUGCCAUGGCUUCUCUGGAUGACCCAGGGGAAGUGAGGGAGGGCUUCCUCUGCCCUUUGUGCCUGAAGGACCUGCAGUCUUUCUAUCAGCUGCAGUCACACUAUGAGGAAGAGCACUCUGGGGAAGACCGUGAUGUCAAAGGACAAAUUAAAAGUCUUGUCCAGAAGGCUAGGAAAGCAAAGAACAGGCUGUUGAAACGGGAAGGAGAUGACCGAGCAGAGGCGGGGACCCAGGGAUAUGAGUCCUUCAGCUAUGGAGGGGUUGACCCUUACCUGUGGGAGCCCCAGGAGCUUGGUGCUGUGAGAAGCCAUCUUUCCGACUUCAAAAAACACCGAGCUGCCAGAAUUGACCACUAUGUUGUUGAAGUCAAUAAAUUAAUUAUCAGGUUAGAGAAGCUUACUGCGUUUGACAGAACAAAUACCGAGUCUGCUAAGAUCCGAGCAAUAGAGAAGUCCGUGGUGCCUUGGGUCAACGACCAGGAUGUCCCUUUCUGUCCAGACUGUGGGAACAAGUUCAGCAUCCGUAACCGCCGCCACCACUGCCGCCUCUGUGGGUCUAUCAUGUGCAAGAAGUGCAUGGAGCUCGUCAGCCUGCCCUUAGCAUACAAGCUCACCAGUGCCAGCAAGGAUUCCCUGAGCGCGCACACCAGCCCCAGCCAGUCGCCCAGCAGCGUCCAUGGCUCCCGCCGGGGCAGCAUCAGCAGCGUGAGCAGCGUGAGCUCGGUCCUGGACGAGAAGGACGACGAGCGGAUCCGCUGCUGCACGCACUGCAAGGACACGCUGCUCAAGAGGGAGCAGCAGAUGGACGAGAAGGAGCACACCCCCGACAUUGUGAAGCUCUACGAGAAAUUACGACUUUGCAUGGAGAAAGUUGACCAAAAAGCUCCUGAGUACAUCAGGAUGGCAGCCUCACUAAAUGCCGGUGAGACGACCUACAGUCUGGAACAUGCCAGUGACCUUCGCAUGGAAGUUCAGAGAGUGUAUGAGCUCAUAGACGCUUUAAGUAAGAAGAUCUUAACCUUAGACUUGAAGCAGGACCCUCCACCACAUCCAAACACUUUGCGGCUGCAGAGGAUGAUCAGAUACUCAGCCACACUCUUCGUGCAGGAAAAAUUGCUUGGUUUGAUGUCGCUGCCAACCAAAGAGCAGUUUGAGGAACUGAAGAAGAAAAGGAAGCAGGAACUGGAGAGGAAGAGGAUCCUGGAGAGGGAGGCUGCCCUGGAAUCCCAGCGAAGGCUUGAGGAAAGGCAGAGUGACCUGGCGUCUCGUGCGACCAAUGGGGAGGUGGCGUCCCUUCGCAGGGGCCCUGCCCCUCUGAGAAAGGCUGAGGGCUGGCUCCCGCUGUCCGGAGGUCAGAGGCAGAGUGAGGAUUCGGACCCCCUCCUCCAGCAGAUCCACAACAUCACAUCAUUUAUCAGGCAGGCUAAGGCUGCCGGCCGGACAGAUGAAGUGCGCACCCUGCAGGAGAACCUGCGCCAACUGCAGGACGAGUAUGACCAGCAGCAGACAGAGAAGGCCAUCGAGCUGUCCCGGAGGCAGGCUGAGGAGGAGGACCUGCAGCGGGAACAGCUGCAGAUGCUGCGGGAGCGGGAGCGAGAAAGGGAGCAGUUCCAGGCAGCAUCCCUGCACACGCGGACUCGGUCCCUGGACUUCCGAGACAGCAGGCCUUUUCAGCUGGAGCCAGGCAGAGAGCCUCGCACCCACCUGGCUCAUGCUUUGGAUCUGGGCUCUUCCCCAGUUCCAGGCAGUGCAGCCCGCAAGACCCCUUCACCCAGCUCAGCUCUGGAGCCCAGCAGAGUGUGGUCUGGGCCCCCAGCGCUUGGCCCGGGGUUCCUCCCCCAGAGCAUCACAUCACAGCACAGUGAGGUGCCCUCCCUGAAUCCCUUUGACGAGGAAGACCUCUGCAGCCCCGCGGCAGAGGGCGCGGCCAGCCCUCCUGUGGCAGAGCCUCCCUGUGACUCUGCAGUCCGCGCCCACAAAGAAUACAAUCCUUUUGAGGAAGAGGAAGAAGAGGAGGCAGUGGCAGGGAAUCCCUUCACUGACCCAGACAGCUCAGUCCCCAGUCCCUUCGACGAGGAAGAUGAGUGUCCCCAUCAGAGGCCCUCAGGUCCCCCUGUUCCCGGCAACCCCUUCGAGGAGGCCCUGUGUACCAACCCCUUCGAGGUGGACGGCGACAGCGGGCGGGAGGGCGAGGAGCCCAUAGAGGAGGAGCUCCUCCUCCAGCAGAUCGACAACAUCAAGGCAUACAUCUUUGACGCCAAGCAGUGCGGCCGCCUGGACGAGGUGGAGGUGCUGACAGAGAAUCUGAGGGAGCUGAAGCGCACCCUGGCCAGACAGAAGGGGGGCGCCCACUGACCAUAGUGGGCAGGGCACCCACUGACUGUGGACUGUGGUGGCGCAGGGCACCCACUGACCACUGACGGUGGUGGGCGGGGCACCCACUGACUGCAAACCAUAGAUGGCAGGGCGUCCACUGACCAUGGACUGUGGCAGGCAGGGUGCCCCUGGGGCUGGUGGGAGCCAGGGAAGCGGCAGGGACGGCUGCUGGGGUUGAUGCGGAAGGAAGAAGGGCCAGAAUGAAGGUGCACGCAGGUUGUGGGGAGGAAUCUGCUGUUUCGUGCUGUGCACUUGGAGCUUCUUCCACGGCAGUUGAAUAAUAAAAUGGGAGCUAGAACAGGAAGAAUCAGCAUUCAUUUGCUGUUUUUCCUGUUCGGUUUUUUUUUUUGAUGUUAAAUUGGGUUUUCCCUUUAGAAGGGACUUUGAAUCUUCACUGCCCAGAUGCAACGAAGUGCAGUUCUGUUGGGCCCUGGGCAGAAAUGGCUGCCCUGCGCCUCGUGCGUCCAUUUGCUGCCACCUGGUGUUUGGUCAUUAUGCAGUAUUAUAGGGCGGCCUUACAGGGGCCCUUCCUUCAGGCAAGACAGAUGAGAUAGACUCCUUUAAAUCUCCCUCGGCGCUGGCAGGUCUGUCCCGUCACCUGGGCGCCCUCUGCCCUGCUGGGCAUGUCCUGCCUGUGCAGUGGAAGGGCAGGUUAUUGCUCUGAAGGCAGUGGUUUAGACCCAGGAGAGCCCAGCAUCUCUUUUUAAGAGGGGGUGAUGGGGGUUUCCACCCGAUGGGAGUCUGUUUCCUACUCACUUUGCAUCCACCCUUGUUUCUCCCAGUGCGGGGCUAUCACUGUGAGUCUCAUGAGCUUUCUAGAAAACAGGAGGGGUUCACCUUUUGGUUGAUCGAGGUAGUAUAAUUUGGGAGAAGAGCCAGAGUUCCGUUCUGUGGGACUGAAUGAGGGCUGGGACAGUGUCUGUGCCUGGAGAAGCUCCCUCUAGAGCUCCGGCAAAAUUACCCUGACCUGGGCUGUUUCCAAGGCCCGGCCUGCGGUCUAGGAACUGGUGACAGGAAGCGUUUGUGGAAUGUGGUCAGAAGAGCUGGAGCUUCCCGGAGUCGGAAGGUGAAUUAAAAUGACUUCCGAGGCGAGCUGACAAGCCGUCUUCCCUUUUGGUUCAUCUUGUCCUGCCCUUGGCCCUGGUGAGGUAUGCUCUUACCCAUGGUUAGUAUUGAGAAUCUGAAAUGUUUGAAGGAGGCACAAGCUGGGCUCAUUCUGGCAGAACUGCAGCACUUGAACUUCAUCAAUUAAGGGCAAAAAGGGAAGCUGUUAACUUAGCUCUGGUGCCUAGGUUCACAGAAGCAUAGCCCUUAAGUGGUGUCUGAUGUUAUGAUGACCCGAGUGUGCCCAGCUCGGGCAGAGUUCCUGCAGUUACGCUUGUUAAUUAAUGAACAAUAACUUACCACUAGUCACUUUAUGCCCCUUUAACUCUGGGUCAUACUCUCCCUGGUUACUGGUGUGAGAGCUGAAAUUCGUGUUGUUACAUUCUGGGGAGACCCCUGUUGAUGUUGGGAGUGUCUGAAAAACUGUGUGGUGUAAAAGUAAUCUGUAUUUGUGUUAACACUAUUGACAUUUCUUUGGCACCUGCUGGCUCUUUGGGCUGAAUGAUAGGGUCCUGUACAGGGCCGCGGGAAUGGGGAGUGGGUAGUGGAGAACCCCUGGAAUUUGGGUUCUUUUCCCAGAGGACUGAAUGGGUUACUAAGGCCUGCCGGUUGCCAGGCUCACUGACUGUCAUAGUUCUGGGAAGUCAGGCAUCUAAAAUGUUGCCAGCUGCAGGCAUCUUUUCUUCCUCAAGCCCUUCAUGCUGUGGCUCUGGAGGGACUUCCAGAUAGCUGCAUGCUCCUCCCUGCUCAGCCUGUCAUUUCUCUCUGACUGGAGAGAAGGAAGCUCCCUGCACUGAAAGCAGGUAUUUCUAGAAGCUGUAUGCUGCUCUCCCUCAUGAUGACUUUUCCAAUGAGAGUCUCUCUCUCAGUCAGCUGGUGGUUUCAAGUUAAGACUAGUUUACUAAUCAUACCCUUUUCCUGAAAUCAACAGCAGGUGGCGAUCUGUAAGUAGCUAAGAGCACUGAGAGCCACACACAUAAUAAACAUGUUUUUAAAUUUAAAAAUCACUGAAUAUACUAAACCAAACUAAAGCCCUCUGAUGUGAUUGGAUUCUUCCGUGGCUUUAUUCCCCCAUAAUCACAGACACGACAGGAGUUAGAACUCUCUACCCCUCAGCUGUACCAGUUCUCGGAAUUCACACGGGCAAAAGUUGGAUUUACAGAGAUGGGUUAAUGUCAGGGGAAAGACAGCCCAUGAAUUGAAAUCACAGCUUCAAGUUCUUACCUCUUGUGAGUAUUUCCCCCGUCCUGCAGUCCUUCAAGGCAAACAGCUCCAUCUCAUCAGAAAAUGAGCGAGUCCUUGAUGUGACGUUGGCAGAUGUCCCCAGACACGGGUCACGUAUGGAAGGGACUUUGGGGGAUUCAGGCAUCACACGAAGCUGGCUUUUCCGUUUUAUGCCUUGUGUUUCUCCCCGGCUAAUACACUACGGACACUUACUCAUUAUACUUAGAACUCAGCGUGUUUCUGCUGUUCAGAUGCUAAAGUGCACCCAGGUCAUCAAGAGCCACCUGCUAGGUUGGGCACCGGCAUAUUGAGGUGACGGGACUUGAGUUACGAAGCUGGUGUGUGUGCCAGGUCACAGACUGCGGUAGCAGGUUGUGCUGGCCGUCUGACAGUGACAGGCUGAGGGUUACUGAUCUGCAUGCACUACUCUGGGGCCUUGUAUUGGAACCUUUUUAAAAAAUAAAAUAGCAUCUGUUAGUG
Molecule: messenger RNA, 5579 nt
Organism: Vicugna pacos (alpaca)
Lineage: Eukaryota; Metazoa; Chordata; Mammalia; Artiodactyla; Camelidae
Source: RefSeq, a predicted model, not a curated record